Molecule: messenger RNA, 1078 nt
Organism: Oryzias melastigma (Indian medaka)
Lineage: Eukaryota; Metazoa; Chordata; Actinopteri; Beloniformes; Adrianichthyidae
Gene: batf3
Product: basic leucine zipper transcription factor, ATF-like 3
Exons: 4
Coding region: 289-648 (119 amino acids)
Biological process (GO): regulation of transcription by RNA polymerase II
Cellular component (GO): nucleus
Molecular function (GO): DNA-binding transcription factor activity, RNA polymerase II-specific; RNA polymerase II cis-regulatory region sequence-specific DNA binding
Source: RefSeq, a predicted model, not a curated record
GUUCAGCGUCCAGCCGCAGAACAGCUGUGAGAACUGCAGAGCAUCAGCCGCAAAAUCACAAAGGAUCAAACCACUGAAACAAUCAGUCACUCCACAAAUGAAGGGCUGUGGACUGAAUUCAUGUGUGUUGUUUAUUGUAUACCAAACCCACGACUUCCCCUAAGGAGGAACUGAAAGUGAGAAGUCAAAGAAAGGUGAUGCGAAAGUGCAGCCUGGCGCUUUAAACUCAUCUGGACUGUGGAGCCUCUGAUCAGAUGCCGCACCUCCACUUUAAUUCUUCAACCAACAAUGUCAGAGUCCCUCCAGUCUGUACAGGAGAUGGUGGUAAAGAAGCAACUCUGUGAAGAAUGGGAGGUACAACAGUGCUCCGUGGAUGACGGUAGGAGGAUGAAGAGAAGAGAGAAGAACAGAGUUGCCGCUCAGAGGAGCCGGAAGAGACAAACGCAGAGAGCUGACCUGCUGCAUGAGGCCUGUGAGUUACUAGAGCAGAGGAACAAAACCCUGAAGAGAGAGGUGGAGUCUCUGUCAGAGGAGCAGCAUGUUCUCGCUGAAGCCCUCAGAGCCCAUGAGCCUUUCUGUCCCAGCAUGCACUGCUCCUUCACCUCAUCCAGUCUGCAGCCUGACAACACGACUGCCCGGUCUCUGUGAGUGAAGAUGAUUCCAGCCUUCUGGCCCCCGCCAGUGUAACUGAGUACCGCAAAGCCUUAGGCAGCCAUUAGAGGGCACUUUGACACUUCCACAGUGUGGUGGAACAUCCUCGGCUUAUCCAUGAUUCAUUGUCUUAAUUAUGUUGUCAGGUUUUCCACAAUUCCUAUUGUUAAUAGUGAAGUGGUGUCCUUUCUGCAACUCUAUCUGAAAAUGUUCAGUAACUGUAAAUACAGAAGGCCUUCAGUAGGCCCACAGAAGGCCAACACAAAAUAAAAAGACUUAUUUUGAUGAUCAUAUAAUUAUGGUAAUGAAAGUUAAAACUGUUAUAUAGUUUUUUUUCUUAUUGAUAAAAAUUAGGAUGAAAGAUUAUGAAAUGAUCGGCAUACCUAUGCGUCUCAUCUUUGAUGUGAUUUUUUGUUAUCUGCUUAUG